AUGUUCUCUGGCCCCAAUGAGCUCGAAAACCUCUCCGUUCAGUGCCAAGGAAAGCGCAACCCCCUUUGCUCUUUCACUGGGGACUUCGACCCGAUUCCCAUCGCUUUGUCUCCUCAGCUGCCCCCGGUUCCCCCUGAGGGUCUCCUCAGCCGCCCCCGGUUCCCCCUGAGUGUCUCCUCACCCGCCCCCCGAUUCCCCCUGAGGGUCUCCUCAGCCGCCCCCCGGUUCCCCCUGAGGGUCUCCUCACCCGCCCCCCGAUUCCCCCGAGGGUCUCCUCAGCCGCCCCCCGCCGCCCCCCCGGCUCCCCCUGAGUGUCUCCUCGGCCGCCCCCCGGUUCCCCCCGAGUGCCUCCUCAGCCGCCCCCCCUCCCGGUUCCCCCUGAGUGUGUCCUCAGCCGCCCCCCCGGUUUCCCCCGAGGGUCUCGUCAGCCGCCGCCCCCGCCGCCGGCUGCGCCCCCUCUGUGGCCCCUCGGCCGCGGGAGGAGCCGGGGCCGGAGCCGGGGCCGGGGCCGGAGCCGGAGCCGGAGCCCAUCGCUCCCGGGCGGCGCGGCCCGGCCCCGCCGCCGCCGCCGCCUCCUCCGCCAUGCUGAGGGCCCGGGGCGGGGGCCGCUGGCUGCCGUUACUCUGGUGCCUCCUGGGCGCCCUGAGGGCGGCGGCGGCGGCGGAGGAGGAAGACGACGACGACGACGAGGCGGCAGCGCCCUUCGCCGGCCAGAAUUGGCUAAAAUCAUAUGGCUAUUUGCUUCCCAAUGACACCCGAAUGUCUGCUCUGCACUCAGGAAAAGCUUUGCAGUCCGCAGUUGCCACUAUGCAGCAGUUUUAUGGGAUCCCAGUAACAGGAGUACUGGAUCAGACGACAAUUGAGUGGAUGAAGAAGCCCCGGUGUGGAGUCCCGGACCACCCGCACCUGAGCCGCAGGCGGAGGAACAAGCGUUACGCCCUGACGGGUCAGAAGUGGCGGCAGAAGCAUAUCACAUACAGGUGCCUGUGCUCCCGGACCGGCAUCCACAACUACACCCCAAAAGUGGGCGAGCUGGACACCCGGAAAGCCAUCCGCCGGGCUUUUGACGUGUGGCAGAAAGUGACACCGCUCACAUUCGAAGAAGUCCCGUACCAUGAAAUCAAAAGUGACCGGAAAGAGGCGGACAUCAUGAUUUUCUUUGCCUCGGGCUUCCACGGCGACAGCUCCCCGUUUGACGGUGAAGGCGGGUUCCUGGCUCACGCCUACUUCCCCGGUCCUGGGAUCGGCGGAGACACCCACUUUGACUCGGACGAACCGUGGACCCUGGGAAAUGCGAAUCACGACGGGAACGACCUGUUCCUGGUGGCUGUGCACGAGCUGGGCCACGCUCUGGGACUUGAGCACUCCAAUGACCCCAGUGCUAUCAUGGCCCCCUUCUACCAGUACAUGGACACGCAUAACUUCAAACUGCCCCAGGACGACCUCCAAGGAAUUCAGAAGAUCUACGGGCCACCCGCGGAGCCCCUGGAGCCCACACGACCGUUACCCACGCUCCCAGCUCGCAGGAUCCACUCCACUUCGGAGAGGAAACACGAACGGCAGCCGAGGCCUCCCCGGCCUCCCCUGGGAGACCGGCCGUCCACCCCGGGCUCCAAGCCCAACAUCUGCGAUGGCAACUUCAACACGGUCGCCCUCCUGCGCGGGGAGAUGUUUGUGUUCAAGGAACGUUGGUUCUGGCGUCUGCGCAACAACCGGGUGCAAGAGGGCUACCCCAUGCAGAUCGAGCAGUUCUGGAAGGGCCUGUCCACGCGCAUCGACGCUGCUUACGAGAGGUCUGAUGGGAAAUUUGUCUUCUUUAAAGGGGACAAGUACUGGGUCUUCAAGGAAGUGACGGCUGAGCCCGGGUACCCGCACAGCCUGGUGGAGCUGGGCAGCUGCCUGCCCCGCGAGGGCAUUGACACAGCUCUGCGCUGGGAGCCGGUGGGCAAGACCUACUUCUUCAAAGGGGACCGGUACUGGCGCUACAACGAGGAGAAGCGAGCGACCGACCCCGGCUAUCCCAAGCCCAUCACUGUCUGGAAGGGAAUCCCCCAGGCCCCCCAGGGAGCGUUCAUCAGCAAGGAAGGCUACUACACGUAUUUCUAUAAGGGCCGAGAAUACUGGAAGUUUGAUAAUCAGAAACUGAGCGUGGAGCCCGGCUACCCGCGGUCCAUUCUCAGAGACUGGAUGGGCUGCAACCAGAAGGAGGUGGAGCGGAGGAAAGAGAGGCGCCGGCCCCACGACGACGUGGAUAUCAUGGUGACCAUCAAUGACGUGCCUGGGACGGUCAACGCCGUGGCCGUGGUGAUCCCCUGCACCCUGUCCCUCUGCAUCCUGGUGCUGGUCUACACCAUCUUCCAGUUCAAAAACAAGGGGGAGCAGCAAACUGUGACCUACUACAAACGCCCGGUCCAGGAGUGGGUAUGACAGGGCGGCAGGGAGCGCCCCCAGCCUCACCGCCCGGGACAGGGCUCGCCGCCAAGCGGGCCCCUGCUCUGCGCCGUGGGCUUGGGAUCGAGGAAGUCGCUCGGGUGCCGGGAGUGAGGAGUACGGCGAGACCCGCCCCGGGGAGAGACCCCGGGGGAGAGGCCCCGGGGGAGAGGCCCCGGGGAAAACCUGGGAGAAGCCGUGAGAGAGAGAGAGAGAGGGAGAGAGAGAGACCCUGGGAGAGCUCUGGGGGAGGAAUCAGGGAGAGACCUGGGGGAGGGACACGGAAGGGACCCUGGAAAGCCGUGGGGAGGGGAGCCGCCGGCACCGCUGUCUCUGUUCCCCAGCUCUCCUCCCACUGGCGUCGGCUGAAAGCGCCAGGGCCACGGCUGCUUCCAGGGGACUCGUCAUCAGUCUCCCCUAUGGCCCUCAGUGCCCUCCUCCUCCUUCUCUUCCUCCUGUCAGAAACCAGCAUUGCCAAUCCUCCCUGACCCACCUGGCACCCCGCUCUUCCUGCCCCCCUCCUCCUCUCCCCACCCCACCCCACCGCUCCGUCCAGGGAUCCAGGCUCUCUCGCUGGUUUUGCGCACCCGGAAAGAGAAGCAGCCGGAGCUGUCGAAGGGACAGCUGACGGUGGACCCUUCCUGUAGGACCUCAGCGUGUUCCCAUCGUGGGGACCGGUCCGGCCGCCGGGGCCGAACACCUGCUGGUCAGAUGUUUUGUUUGCCGCCGUCGGGGCGGUCGGGGAACCCAGCGCUGCCCGUGGGGAGACCUAGAAACACGUUCCACACAAUCAACCAAACCGACCUGGGUCAGGCCCCCGAGGUUACUAGUGAUAGCCACUCUGCCCUCGUGAAGCCCCCGGGCCAGAAUGCUGGCCGGCCCCAAAGACGCCAGCUCCGACUCCACCUGUUUCAGGAGCCAGGUAACCUGUCAUGAAUAUUUAAGUGUCCCAUUACUACUAUUUAAAGUCCUGUCUGUUGGAAUUAAUAUAGGAUUUUCAAAACCUUCUCACCCAUCAGAAGAUCUGACUCAAGUCUGUGUCGGUGUGAGGACCGAAUAAGGACCCGGAUCCGGCUCGCACCUGUCCACAACGCCCAGGAUGUGAAGUUGUUUCUCUGAGUUUGUGGAGCCACAUCGGCGCUGUUUAGCGAGGGCAUGUCACAGGGGGUGGGAAAACCAGGGGAAAAGCACUGACGCCACCAGUUCCUAACUCCGGAGGACCGAUGAGGUUCCGCAUCACCUCCCUCCGGCCCGGCUAGCCCUCGUCCGAUCGGUCGGGCCUGGGCAGGCCCCUCUUAUUGCCGUUUGGAAGGACUUGGCGGGUCAGAGGCAGGGUUGGCAGCUCCUGAGCGGCAGAGCCGGUCCACGGGAGGCGUGCCCGGCCAGCCGUCUCUGGGGACCCAUCCCCGCCUGCGCUGGGCCCCCACUGGGCUCUUUACUCUGGCUGCAGCCGUCCUCGCGUUGGCAAGUGCAGUCAGUCACCAGGGAGAAGCAGAGGCAGCGGGGGUGAAAGGGGGAGCGGUUA
Tachyglossus aculeatus (Australian echidna) is the source of this 3955-nucleotide messenger RNA. RefSeq names its product matrix metallopeptidase 24 (gene MMP24). Bases 1 to 2427 code for a protein of 808 amino acids. Lineage: Eukaryota; Metazoa; Chordata; Mammalia; Monotremata; Tachyglossidae. The record is from RefSeq and is a predicted model, not a curated record. Gene Ontology annotation, molecular function: metalloendopeptidase activity; zinc ion binding. Gene Ontology annotation, biological process: proteolysis; extracellular matrix organization; collagen catabolic process. The transcript is spliced from 13 exons. Gene Ontology annotation, cellular component: extracellular matrix.